UGCCCUUGUGGUCCCCACUAGCAAACGGAAAGAAAACAUUAAAUUAAUGUAUGGUCGGGUGUUUGUGUUGUUUCUUUAGGUAUAUAUUGAUUAUUGCUGGUUUUAUAUUAUCUUCAUAUUGUAUCUCAUUAUCUGGCCUGUCUACAACGAGCUCCUUUUUUGCAUUGAGCUUAUUUUAGUUUUUUUCUGAUGUUGCUAACAAGAAAUAAGUUAGCAGAAUAGCUAAACAGCUAGCAUCUGGAUUUAUUUUGUGUUCGUUUUUCAACAUGCCGCUGGGUUUGAAACCAUGUUGCGCUGUCUGCAAAACAAACUCAUCGUCUAUGUGGAAAAAGGGAAAUCAAGGAGAGAUCUUGUGCAAUAAUUGCACGGGAAAGAGCAUUGGUAGUGGACCGUCUGGACCCUCGGCGUCCUCAAACACGCAACAGAAUAAUGGCGGGGGCAAGCAGUCUAAACAAGAGAUCCACAGGAGAUCAGCGCGGCUGAGGAGCACCAAGUACAAAGCCCCUGCCUCUGAGAAAAAGGUGUCUACCAAAGGCAAAGGGAGAAGACAUAUUUUUAAGUUAAAAAAUCCAAUCAAAGCACCAGAAUCGGUGUCCACGAUCAUCACAUCCGAUUCAGUAUUUUUUAAGGGUGUGUAUUAUCAAAUAGGGGACGUCAUCAAAGUAACAGACGAGGAUGAUGGGAGACCGUAUUAUGCCCAGAUCCGAGGUUUUGUCCAGGACCAGUACUGUGAGAAGAGUGCAGCAUUAACUUGGUUGAUACCAACCCAGGCCAGCCCCAAGGAUCGGUUUGAUCCUGGCACGUACAUUGUCGGUCCGGAGGAGGACCUCCCCAGGAAGAUGGAGUACUUGGAUUUUGUAUGCCACGCCCCUUCAGAGUACUUCAAGUCCAGAAGCUGUCCCUUCCCCACCACUCCUGUACGUCCAGAGAAGGGAUACAUCUGGACCCAUAUCGGACCCACGCCGGCCAUGGCUAUCAAAUAACCUUUUGGCAACUGCCCGCUGGGCCAUUUAUUGUGAGGAUAUAAACUUUUUCUGUUAGUUUGCUAACGGACACGUGCAAUUUAAGUAAUAUACUGUCUUGAGACGCACAUUAUUCAUCUUUGAAUAUGGAGUCUAUGUUUGUAAUUGGAUAAUUACAAACCCUUCUGAAUUAAAAGUCCACCUGUCACAUCUUGGACAGUACAAGAAUGGACCCUGUGGGAUUUUUUUUUGUAUUCUGUAAUAAAGGUUGAAAAUGCGAAGGCUUUCAUAGAACGUGUGAGGUGAAUUGGAUUGAGACCAAUUUAGGAUGUUCUGAAGACAGCAAAAACAUUUCUGAAGAGGGUGUUGUUUUAUUGGCAGCUACAUUGUAAUCUCCCCAGCCCCGCCCCUUGCUGUCCAGUUAUGGCCAAUGUGGUUUUGCGAGACGAAAUGUGUGCAGUUCUGAUUCAUCCAUGCGGUCGGUUAAUCGGUAAAGCCUGGUUGUUUGGGACAUAGCAAGGGGUUCCUGCGGAGCGGCGUGUUCAGCUGGCGCUGUGGUUUGAGCCGGCGGUGUCACUGUGCCCGGUGUCCUGGUGUGUGGACGUAGACGCCAGGUGCGGCUGGCUGUCCAUGGACAGCCUCCUUGCGGUGUGGCGCAUGCCUUUCCGGAACAGCUGGGGGGUCGCCGUGUUCGUAUCUAUGACGUGGGCCUGAAACGCAGAGGCACAAGUGACGUUUUCACCAGAACACAGAGCUUCAAGUUUGUGCGCCAUCCCAGGAGAGGUGACUGACGGGCUAUAUUGGCAUGUGGAACAGAGGGCUGUGG
This is a messenger RNA of Esox lucius (northern pike), 1788 nucleotides long. RefSeq names its product GATA zinc finger domain containing 1 (gene gatad1). Gene Ontology annotation, biological process: regulation of DNA-templated transcription; chromatin organization. Gene Ontology annotation, cellular component: nucleus. The transcript is spliced from 5 exons. The record is from RefSeq and is a predicted model, not a curated record. Bases 267 to 983 code for a protein of 238 amino acids. Gene Ontology annotation, molecular function: sequence-specific DNA binding; zinc ion binding. NCBI's taxonomy places the organism in Eukaryota, Metazoa, Chordata, Actinopteri, Esociformes, Esocidae.